Pyrenophora tritici-repentis Pt-1C-BFP is the source of this 747-nucleotide messenger RNA. The record is from RefSeq and is a predicted model, not a curated record. Lineage: Eukaryota; Fungi; Ascomycota; Dothideomycetes; Pleosporales; Pleosporaceae.
AUGGCGAGCAUGUUGACACUCAAGAUACGCCCGGAGCUGUUGGCGCUGUUUCCCUCGAAAGAUGACAUGCUCUGCCGCCUCGAAUGCGCCCUCGAUAAGCUGCCGAAUCUCCCCAAGUACAAGCACAACAAGCUUCUUUUCCAACUUUGCUUCUUACUCCGCAGCCCGUCAUUCCUCUAUACUAUGACUCUGCGAGUACGAGCCGAGGACCGAAGACUCGAGCCACUCGCAACCAGAAUCCAGACAUCGCAGUCGCUACAAACUAAGCAAGGCGGCCAUGAUUCUGAGCUACCGAUAAAGCGUAUCAACGUCGCAAAGCUCAACAUAGAGGUCAAGUGGGAGGAGGACGGCAACAGCUGGGUGACGCGGCUCCGCUACGGUGAGAGCAACCUUAUCGAAGGACGACAUCUCCGAACAACAAAAGACGCAGGCUUCGUUCAGAGCUUCAAAUGGUUCUGCGAAGAGGUGGAGUUUCUGUAUUACGAAUACAGGUCUCAUGGAUGUAUUGCGGAAGAGACACUGGGCCCAAUAGCCAAGAGGAAGAUAGAUGCGAUGGAGCUGGAUGAGACGGAGCGUAGUAAGACAGAGCAUGGUGAGAUGGAGCGUGGUGAGACAGAGCAUACCGAGAUAGAGCGUGGUGAGACUCGAGCAUUGCAUCAGAGCGGUACGAAGAAGCACAUUGUUGUGCUGAAAGUUAGGGUAGUUUUCACACAUGGAGAAUGGGCUUUGAAGUCUAGGAAGAAGUAG